AUGACAAAAUUUAAUGAAACCUUGUAAUAAUUAGAUGAUGCAAAUACUGAAUUAGAACUUUGUGAUGAUGAAGAAAUAAUUUAAGUGUAAUAUGGAGAUUGUUUUUUUCAUAUAAAAACUAAUUAAGCUAAGGAAUACGUCGAAUAAUAAUAAUAGAAAAUAAAGGUUUAAGCAGAUAAAUAAUCGAAUGUUAUGAAUGAUUAAGAUAAAAAAAUGAAAAAAUUAAAAGCUGUUCUAUAUGCAAAAUUUGGUAACCAGAUUAAUUUAGAAGAAGAUUGA
Ichthyophthirius multifiliis is the source of this 279-nucleotide messenger RNA. Its product is annotated as prefoldin subunit, putative. The record is from RefSeq and is a predicted model, not a curated record. Gene Ontology annotation, cellular component: cytoplasm; prefoldin complex. Gene Ontology annotation, biological process: protein folding. The transcript has a single exon. Lineage: Eukaryota; Ciliophora; Oligohymenophorea; Hymenostomatida.